AUGAAGUUAAGGUACUGUACAAUGUCCUGGGUAUGUUACUCAAAAUGGCCUCUUUGGUUUGUUACAAGUAGGAAUGUUUCUUUGUCGGAUAAGUGUUUCUCUAGCCGUUGUUUCACUUUAGAAUGGCUGAUAUGGUAAUUGUAUUCAUUUGUUAAUCAAUGGGGAAUGUCAUUGUGUCUUGUGAUGCUGGGAACUUGGGAGAGGGGUUUUCGCGGGUUUUUUUGGGAGAGGCCGAGGAAGACAUGGAAGAAGGUGGACGUGUGCUGGACUGCUCGUAAGACCACCGGGGUGGUCCCAGGUGCGACGGCCGGAUGGGUCGAUUGGUUCGUUGAUUGAGCUCCAACGAGUGCACUAAACAGACUGAACUUUGAUAAGUGGCGCCUUUUGUUUUUUUUCCUUGUGUAUAUAUAUUGUAUUGCUUACUACUCUUUUUAAUUUUAGUAAACUCUUUAAAGUGUAUUUCAUAAUGGUAUUUGUUGUGGAUUUGAUACUGUUGGCGGGCGCGAGGCAUUAACUCGAUUCUCACAGCACCUGCGUGUACGGGAGGUGGGUUGGAGAGUGGCUGGAUCCCUUUUUCCCCUAGACAUAUACCAGCCUGUGGGUAAGUGUUACAUUUGUGGGGUGCUCGUCCCGGAUUGGAUUGUCAGGGGCUGUGGAGUCGCGCAGGCAGCAGAGGAAGAUGGACAGAGAUAAGUUUGUUUGUUGGUGCCAGUUUGAAGAUGUACCGGUACAGUACGCAUGCGUAGUGAGCGGAGUGGAUUUUCGAGUUUCAGGAGACGUGAUAGUGCGGGGUUUAAGUUCGGUGAAGGGUAUUGGGCAGGUAGAAUUGGUAGCUAGACGGUGUGGUAAAGAGGUGGGGUCUAGCUGGGUGUUGGUUCGUACGAGUGCUGAAGUCAGGACAGUGGGACUGCCGGCGACGGUCAGUGUACCGGGGGAGGCGGGCCCGUGGGGGCUCCACUUCUACAAGGAUGAGGCUGAGGAGACAUCGGGGGAAGAGUUAGAGCUAGAGGUGGACCCCAAAGAGGUGCCCGGCACUAGUAAAGGGAGGUGGGAGGAGGGAGUCGUGACUAAGCCCCGCUCCCCAGGUAGGGUGGAAGUCUCGGAGCUGGCAGCCGCACUUUAUUCCCUGGUGGGGGUGGCCGAGAGGCCACGGCUGAAGCUGGGGGUGUUCUCCGGAGCCAAGCCUACUCCGGAUGGGGAGGUGGACUAUGAGACCUGGAUCGAGCAUACGUCUUUGAUGUUAGAGGAGUGGCCAGGUUCAGAGGAGGAGAAGAGGCAGCGAUUGCUGGGAAGUUUGAGGGGUUUAGCAGCCACAACCAUCCGGGAGUUGAAAGCUGAGAAGCCUGGGGCCUCAGUGGAGGACUGCCUAGAAGUUUUGGAGGGAGCGUUUGGGUUGUCAGGGGAACCCUGGCUGCUUUUAGCAGAGUUUCAACGCCUGGAACAAUGGAGAGGGGAAAAGCUCUCCGAGUACAUAUUUAGGAUGGAGGGGAUGCUCUCGGGGCUGCGGCGCCGGGGGGUAGUGAAGGCGACUGACGUGGCUAGCGUGAGGAUGAGUCAGCUAUUCAGUGGCUCUCUGGAGGAGGACAAGGUGGCGUGGACUAUCCGGCAGGCUUAUAGGAAAGGUCCCCCUCCAUCCUUCGGGCAACUGAUUAGAGAGGUGCGAGAGGAAGAGAGAGCAUUGGGGCGGAAAAGGGGCACGGGCCUACGGGAGCGAUCCUCAGCGAUACAGGAAGUGGUGGCUGAGUGGAGGAAUGACAAACCCCCGGGGAGUAGGGAACCCCCUUUGGAGGGGAGGGACAGGGGAGGUACCUACUCUCAGGGGCGAUCAGUGCAGUGGAUUGGGAGCAGGAGCCGUCCUGGGAGAGGAGGGGCAGCCGGCAGUGUGUGCUUUAACUGUGGGAAAGAGGGGCAUUUCAGGCGGGACUGUGGAAGGCCAAGGGUGUGCUAUAGCUGUGGAGAGGAGGGUCACUUUAGGUGGGAUUGUGAGAGACAAGGAGUCCCGCAGAGGACAAGCCCCCCUGCGACUAAGAAGGGAGAGGUGUCGGGGAAACUUAGGAGAGGCUCAGUGAGGGAAUGGACUGGAGCCUCUGGAGGAACACGUUCCCAGAGAUCAGCCGGAAGACCACCGGGUGCCCACGCCUCUGUUCCGGAUGGGCUGGUAGGACCCCGUGCCAGUGUGGGUCUACGGAUAGAGGGAGUUUACGCAAAAGCCGUUCUUGAUACUGGAUCGCAGGUGACCUUAUUGUACCGGUCUUUCUACAAUCAACAUCUAAAGCAUUUGCCCGUAACACCAUUUGACGCCCUGCAGAUUUGGGGUGUGAGCGAGGGUGACUACCCGUACGAUGGGUACCUAUCGGUGAGAUUGGAGUUCUCGGAGGGCGAUGUGGGAGUGUCGGAAGCUAUUGAGACGUUGGUGUUGGUGUGUCCUGACCCGGUGGAAACCGGUGGUGCUGCCCUCCUGGUGGGGACUAACUCCCCAGUUGUGCGACGGCUCCUGGGAGCUUGUAAGGAGAAAGGGGGGGAAGACUUUCUGGAGACCCUCUCGGUGCAUCCAGUGUUUCAAGCAGUGUUCGAAGAAGGGGUUGCCUCCCAAGGGCUGGACCCGGAGUGUAAACGAGGGACGGUGUGGUGUACGCAGGCGAGGCCCAAGGUGAUCCAACCAGGGGAGGUAGCACUAGUGAUGGGGACCCCCAGAUUCCCAGGAGUGCCGACAGGAGAAGCCCUGUUAGUAGAUGCCCCAGACGAUCUUGAAGGGGAGACACGAUUUCCGGCGGGGGCGCUGGUGAGGCCCGAAGUGCAGAGACCAGGGGUGGUACAUGCGAGGCGUAUAGCUAUAAGUGUCAGGAACACCACGGCAAGAGAAAUCACCUUUAAGAGGGGAAUGCCGCUGGCACAUCUGUUCCCGGUGACGGUAAUGACCAGCGCACUAGUGCGGACCCCUAACGGGGAGGGAUCGGAGCAUCGAAGGGAGCUGACCGCUGAAGCCUUUAACUUCGGGGAUUCCCCAGUGUCGCCGGAGUGGAAACGCAGGCUAGUGGAGAAGAUGCUGAAGAUGGAAGCUGUUUUUUCUCGGGGCGAGUUUGAUGUUGGCUGCUCCAAAAGCACUCGCCACACCAUCCGGGUGACGGAGGACACCCCGUUCCGAGAGAGAUCCCGGCGGCUGGCUCCGGCAGAUGUUGAGGACGUGCGACAGCACUUGUGCAAGUUGAAGGAGGCCGGAAUCAUAGCUGAGUCUCGAAGUCCUUAUGCGUCCCCAAUAGUGGUGGCACGGAAGAAGAAUGGGCGAGUGCGCAUGUGUGUUGACUACAGGACGUUGAAUCGGCGAACUGUCCCUGAUCAAUAUACUGUCCCAAGAGUCGAGGAUGCGUUGGCCUGCCUGAGCGGUGCAAAGUGGUUCAGUGUGCUGGAUUUAAGAAGUGGGUAUUACCAGAUCCCGAUGAGUGCGGCCGAUAAAGAGAAGACCGCUUUUAUCUGCCCACUGGGGUUCUUUCAGUUCGAACGAAUGCCCCAAGGCAUUUCCGGAGCCCCAGCCACCUUCCAGAGGCUCAUGGAGAGAACUGUGGGGGAUAUGAAUCUGUUGGAGGUGCUGGUGUACCUGGACGAUUUGAUAGUGUUUGGAUCGACUUUGGAGGAACAUGAGGAGAGACUGUUGAAGGUGUUGGGCCGGCUUAAUGAAGAAGGGUUGAAGCUUUCCCUGGACAAAUGCCAGUUCUGCAAGUCGUCGGUUAACUACAUUGGCCAUAUCAUUUCGCGAGAGGGAGUGGCUACUGAUCCAACCAAGAUAGAGGCUGUGACCACCUGGCCGAGACCCCAGAAAGUGGGUGCUCUGCGCUCAUUUUUGGGGUUCUGUGGGUAUUACCGGCGAUUUGUGAAAGGAUACGCCAAAGUGUGUCACCCGUUAACUCAGCUGUUGUGUGGCUAUCCCCCGGUGGGGAAGAAGAGGACGGGGAACCAGAGGCAGGAUGCUGGAGGAUACUGGAACCCGGCGGAACCUUUUGGCUCGAGAUGGGAUGAUCAAUGUGAAGAGGCGUUCCGAUCUUUGAAAAGGGCACUGACCCAGGCCCCGGUGUUGGCUUUUGCCGAUCCCCAGAAGCCAUAUGUGCUGCACACGGAUGCCAGCCGAGAGGGUCUCGGGGCUGUUCUGUACCAGGAGCAUGGCAAAGCAUUGAGGCCGGUAGCCUUUGUCAGCCGAAGCUUGUCGCCAUCGGAGAGAAACUAUCCCAUUCACAAGUUGGAGUUGUCAGCCAGGUCACAUGUUAUGACUGAUGCAAUUGAAUGCCCCAUAGCCUUUGCAUCACGUUCCUUUACUGCGAGAGAAAAAUUGCGCAGAGAUUGA
Messenger RNA from Hypanus sabinus (Atlantic stingray), 4336 nucleotides. RefSeq lists its product as uncharacterized. The transcript is spliced from 2 exons. Lineage: Eukaryota; Metazoa; Chordata; Chondrichthyes; Myliobatiformes; Dasyatidae. Gene Ontology annotation, biological process: proteolysis. The record is from RefSeq and is a predicted model, not a curated record. Gene Ontology annotation, molecular function: nucleic acid binding; aspartic-type endopeptidase activity; zinc ion binding. Bases 680 to 4336 code for a protein of 1218 amino acids.